CUCUCUCUCUCUCUCUUUAUACUUCCCACCAAUCGUUCUCUUGGCGUUUCUAUUUGAUGGCCGCCCGUUAUUAUGGUUCGCUCUCGAAGAGAAAUCGCUGCUCGUGCACACUUUCCCUCCGCCUGUAACCCUAGCAGAUCCACUGAUCUCAGCGCCUGCAGUUCUCGCCGGAAACGCUAAGCUUUGCCUGUGCGACGGAAGGGGAGGGCUUCCCAAGUUGAAGAAGAAAGGAUGAAGGGGCUUUUCAAGUCCAAGGCGCGGACGCCGAUUGAUCUUGUGCGGCACACUCGCGAUCUCCUUAUUUGCAUUGAUGCCAACUCGAAUACGCGGGAAACCAAGCGCGAGGAGAAGAUGGUUGAACUAAGUAAAGCUAUUCGGGAGAUGAAAUAUGUUUUAUAUGGGAACGGUGAAGCUGAACCGGUGACUGAAGCAUGUGCACAAUUGACUCAAGAGUUUUUCAGAGAAAACACACUACGUCUAAUCAUAACAAGCCUUCCAAAGUUGAAUCUUGAGGCUAGAAAAGAUGCUACUCAAGUAGUUGCAAAUUUGCAAAGGCAACAAGUUCACUCACGAUUGAUUGCUUCUGAUUAUUUGGAAGCAAAUAAAGAUCUUUUGGAUAUUUUAAUAACUGGAUAUGAGGAUAUGGAUAUUGCCUUACACUAUGGUGCCAUGUUGAGGGAGUGCAUCAGACAUCAAUGCAUUGCAAGGGCUGUUUUGGAGUCUGAGCACAUGAAGAAGUUCUUUGACUAUCUACAACUUCCAAAUUUCGACAUAGCAUCGGAUGUGUUUGCAACAUUCAGGGAGCUCAUGACAAGGCAUAAAUCAACUGUAGCUGAAUUUCUUUCUAAGAACUAUGAUUGGUUUUUCACAGAGUUUAAUGAGAAGUUGAUGUCAUCUACGAACUAUGUAACAGUUAGACAAGCUAUCAAGCUUUUGGGAGACAUAUUGCUAGAUCGAUCAAAUUCUGCUGUUAUGAUAAGAUAUGUUAACUCAAAGGAUAACUUGAUAGUUCCAAUGAAUCUUCUAAGACAUGAAAGCAAAAGCAUACAAAAAGAAGCCUUCCACGUAUUCAAGCUCUUCGUUGCCAACCAAAACAAACCAGCUGAGAUUGGAACAAUACUUUUGACGAACAAAAACAAGCUUCUUCGUCUCCUCGGUGAAUUCAAGUUAGAAAAAGAGGACGAGCAGUUUGAUGCAGACAAGGCUCAAGUUAUGCAGGACAUAUCAGCACUUUCAGUGUAAGGAGCGUUUUGCCACGCCCAAAUAUUGGAACAAAAGAUUUGGCUAAACAACCCCUUGGACGUGACAUGGCGAGCAAAGUCGAAGAAGUUUUCCAGAACCUUCCAAUGUCAUGUAACAGUCUGCUCGGCAUGUCACGCCCAAAAGGUUUAGCCAAACCUCUUGUUCCAACAUUUGAGCGUGACAGUCUGCUCUCUUAGUGGAUCACACUCAAAUGUUCAGUUAGCUUUCAAUAUUUUUAUGUUAUGCUUGUAAAUAUUUUCAUAUGUUUUUAUUUUCCUUUUUCACUGAUGACUAAAUUGUUUCAGUAUUUCAACGUUUUGGCUAACAAGUAGAAUUUAAUAAGUCUGGACUGUAAAUCCUAUAAAACCAGAUUUAUUAAAUUCUGCCAAUUUGAAAUCCUGAAAACUGUUUGGCAACAUAAGUAUUAAAUCUUGUUAAAUAUUAUGAAACUGUUUGGCAAUAUAAUCAGGAUUUAAGGUAGUUAUUUGUAA
Molecule: messenger RNA, 1733 nt
Organism: Dendrobium catenatum
Lineage: Eukaryota; Viridiplantae; Streptophyta; Magnoliopsida; Asparagales; Orchidaceae
Product: putative MO25-like protein At5g47540
Exons: 11
Coding region: 232-1242 (336 amino acids)
Biological process (GO): intracellular signal transduction
Molecular function (GO): protein serine/threonine kinase activator activity
Source: RefSeq, a predicted model, not a curated record